GGGCGAAUCCAAAAUAAAUUAUUAUCAAAUGGGAUUGAAGUAACUGUGAGUGAUGUUCGCCCAUAGUAUACCAUAUUCCUUAUUAUUAAAAUGAUGAGAAGUGGACUUCUUUAGCAUUGUAGAAAAUGACUUGUGAAGCCGGCGGUGUUGCAAGCAGCGGCUUACAGGUGGCAGUCAUUCAUUCAACUCAACCUUUGCUGCCUUAAAUCUCCAAGCAAUCCUCUACUGUUUGAUCUCAUCCUCACCGUUCAUUUUGCAAGGGCAGUCAAGUCAUGUAACUCCCUCCAAUAUAAAUAUGCAACCAAGUCCAAGACUUGGUAGAGGGAGAUAAGUUGACAGUUGAAAAUUCAGUCUGGUUCUCAUUUCGCUGCUGCUCAUUUAGCUAGUUAGUGCUGAAAAUGCGUGAGAUUCUUCACAUUCAAGGAGGACAAUGUGGAAACCAAAUAGGAACAAAGUUUUGGGAAGCGGUAUGCCACGAGCACGGGAUUGACCCCAUAGGGCAAUACAUAGGGAACUCCAAACUUCAACAACUGGAACGAGUUAAUGUUUAUUACAAUGAAGGAACCAGCGGUCGUUACGUACCACGGGCAGUGCUGAUGGACCUUGAACCAGGCACCAUGGAUGCCGUCCGGACCGGCCCUUACGGGCAGAUUUUCCGACCAGACAAUUUUGUAUUUGGCCAGUCUGGUGCUGGAAACAAUUUCGCCAAAGGUCAUUACACUGAGGGUGCUGAGCUCAUUGACUUUGUCCUUGAUGUUGUAAGGAAAGAGACUGAGAAUUGUGAUUGCUUGCAAGGAUUUCAAGUGUGUCACUCCCUAGGAGGUGGAACAGGUUCUGGAAUGGGAACCCUGCUGAUUUCAAAGAUCAGAGAGGAAUACCCUGAUCGAAUGAUGCUCACUUUCUCUGUCUUUCCAUCUCCAAAGGUGUCAGACACUGUUGUUGAGCCUUACAAUGCAACACUUUCAGUUCACCAGUUGGUGGAGAAUGCUGAUGAGUGUAUGGUCCUUGAUAAUGAAGCACUCUAUGACAUCUGUUUUAGGACCCUCAAACUCACCACGCCAAGCUUUGGUGAUUUGAAUCAUUUGAUAUCAGCAACAAUGAGUGGAGUGACUUGUUGCCUAAGAUUCCCGGGUCAGUUGAAUUCAGACCUGCGAAAGCUAGCAGUGAACUUGGUCCCAUUUCCACGACUUCAUUUCUUCAUGGUUGGUUUCGCUCCUCUGACAUCUCAAGGAUCACAGAACUACCGUGCGCUUACUGUGCCAGAACUUACGCAACAGAUGUGGGAUGCCAAGAACAUGAUGUGUGCUGCAGAUCCACGCCAUGGCCGUUAUUUAACAGCCUCGGCGGUGUUCAGAGGGAAAAUGAGCACAAAAGAGGUGGAUGAACAGGUUAUGAAUGUACAGAACAAGAACUCUUCUUACUUUGUUGAAUGGAUUCCAAAUAAUGUGAAGUCCAGUGUCUGUGAUGUCCCGCCGAGAGGCCUUUCAAUGGCUUCGACAUUUGUUGGUAAUUCGACUUCUAUACAGGAGAUGUUUAGGAGAGUGAGUGAACAGUUUGCAGCCAUGUUUAGAAGGAAAGCCUUCUUGCAUUGGUAUACUGGAGAAGGAAUGGAUGAGAUGGAAUUUACUGAAGCGGAAAGCAAUAUGAAUGACCUUGUUGCUGAAUAUCAACAGUAUCAAGAUGCCCCUGUUGUUGAAGAUGAUGAUUACCAAGAAGAAGAAGAGGAUGCUCAAAGCUGAAGAUGUUCUGCAAAUCUGAUGUUUUGCAUACUGCAAGCAAUGUGAUAAUAAUAUGUUAUAGUUUUGGUUUUCUAAAUGUAUGGUCAAGUGUGUGGUUUUGCUGGUGUUGCUACUUGUUGUCGCAUACCUUUAUUAUACAAAGGCUACUUCAAUAACAGUUUCUUGAUAUGAUAACAGUCACCAA
Messenger RNA from Cicer arietinum (chickpea), 1923 nucleotides. Its product is annotated as tubulin beta-3 chain-like. The record is from RefSeq and is a predicted model, not a curated record. Gene Ontology annotation, molecular function: structural constituent of cytoskeleton; GTPase activity; GTP binding. Gene Ontology annotation, cellular component: microtubule. Gene Ontology annotation, biological process: microtubule-based process. NCBI's taxonomy places the organism in Eukaryota, Viridiplantae, Streptophyta, Magnoliopsida, Fabales, Fabaceae.